AUGGACGCCUUGCAAAAACAAUUCGAGUCAAUGUUCUGCCCACCUCUCGACUCUGCCUUAGUCGCCGCUAUUGUCAGUGACGAAAAUAACGUAAAUGAAUGUUUUAAUAUUCUCAGUUCAUUAGCAGAAGAGGCAAAUUCAUUUCUUGACGCUGAACGAGAAAAUUUUGGUGAAUCAGAAUUUUCGGAAAAUUGUA
This is a messenger RNA of Racocetra fulgida, 196 nucleotides long. The record is from the annotation of a GenBank genome assembly. NCBI's taxonomy places the organism in Eukaryota, Fungi, Glomeromycota, Glomeromycetes, Diversisporales, Gigasporaceae.